Molecule: messenger RNA, 3213 nt
Organism: Linum tenue
Lineage: Eukaryota; Viridiplantae; Streptophyta; Magnoliopsida; Malpighiales; Linaceae
Source: the annotation of a GenBank genome assembly
GAAAAAAAGAGAAGAACAUUAUCGCUCGCUAAAGAGAGUAGUGAGUAGUGACCCAACGUUUUUCUCGAUCCAGCGUUCGACACACAGCCACAGGAUGAACUCAUGCCACGCCUACGUGGCGAGAUCUGGAAGCCGUACGAGUUCUGGUGGGUCAGCAAGCGAGAAGAACCGGUCUAUCAGGUGCGGCUUAUGACUUGCCCAUGCCCGCUGCUUUCUCUUCUCCAACACCUACCGAUAGGUUCGGUAGCGCGGAGGGUCAAUGAUAAGGAAAAGAGCCAAAAGGGGUUUAACUGUUUAUUGUUUAAGCAAAAGCGGGUUUGGGUGGUUGGGUUUUUGGAGGGUUUUGGCUUGCAUACCGAGGGAGAGUUUGAGAGAGAGAGAAGGAGAGGGAAAGAGAGUUUCGUGUUCUUUUUGGGGUUUCUUUCUUUUAAAUUGUUUUCCUGCCUUGCUUUUCUGGAGAGGGAGAGCAGAAAAUGCUGGAGAAAUAGGUAGCGUUUCAAGCGACGAUUCUCCAGUGAGUGAUUGAGAGAGAGAAUUAUGGGUUAGGAAAUGAGAGAUGUUUCACUGUUGGGAGGGGAUAGAGAUAGAGCAAGUGUGUCGUGAGGUGUGCUUGUGUUUGUUGCAGAAAGAAGGGCAAUUCUUCUGUGCUGUUUUCUUUUUAUUUCUUGGUAUAACUGUAUUACGCAACCAAAGGUCCUGAAUUUCGAUCUGGGCUUGCAUUACGGUGAAGGAAUUCUUUCUGGGUUGCUAGCUAGCUGGUUCUUGUUGUUGGCUUCUGUUAACUUUUUGAUUGGUCGCUCUGCCGCACGACUUUGAUAAAUAAUUGGAUCUUGAAAUGCAUCUUUCUUGGCGUUUUCACUGAGAUAUGGUGUUGAAGAGGAGGUUAGACUAUGAAUUCAAUGGCUACGAGUUCCCCCCUGUACCCAGAGCUGCCAGAUCAGCUAGGAGGAGGGUUCCCUUCAAGAAGCGGUUUCAAGAGAAUCAGAUGUGCGCCUUUGACUUGUUGGCUGUGGUAGCUGGGAAGUUGUUGCUCGAGAAAGAUACUGCUCUUGAGUCUAGUAACAUAGAGCCUAUUGACGAGUCUGCUGUAAACAAGGUACGUGAAAUUGAGGGAAAAAAUUCGGAAGCAAAAGUUCACGAUCAAGGAAGUCCUGCUAGAAGCGUCUUUGUAUCUGAGCUUCUCCAUGUCGUUCCUGAGGAAGAUCAUUGUCAUAAAGAACCAUUGUGUUGUGAGAAUGAUAAUAAUGCAGGAUUGCUCUCUCCAGCUGCAACCUCUGGUUGCAAGGAGAAGUUCUAUGGCGAUAAGGUUGUAAAUAGAGAAAUUAAGAAUGCCAUAGGAACUUUUUCUCCUAGCAAGGUGGAGGUUGGUUUCUCAGGGAACAUUGAUGAUUCUAUUGACACUAAAGUAGAUGUGAAAGUUGAACAUGACCUAAAAGAUGAGUCGUAUAAGUCUGAGAAGCUGGAAAAUGAAACUGCUGGUGGUAUGUUCAGCUCAGACAGUACAUUAUGUGCAGAUCACAUUCCUCAUUGUUUUAAUCCUGCAAAUGAGGAUGUUGUAAAUAUAGUUAGUAGUAGAGAUGAUGACGAAAAUUCUUCAGGGUGUACUGAGCCUAGCACCAUGAAAAGGUUUUUUAGGCGGACUCCGCGUAUUGGAGACCGAAGAAUCAAGAAAAUUUUGGCUUCGAGAUGUUGGAAGGUAGCCUCAAGAUUGAAAGAUGCAAGCUUUUCAAACAGACAAGGCGAUUUGAAGCCCUUUUAUCAUACUGGGAAGAACUAUAAACUUGACAGAUCCGAAAGGCUAUAUCCUAUAAAAAAGAGGAGACGCUUCAGCUCUAGCUUACCAUCAAAUUCUGGUGGGAUGAUUUAUACUGAUUUAGCUCAGAAGGGCUGCAAUGGAGAUGGGUCUGCCAAUGGGUCUUUAGAGUCAUCCUCAAGUGCUGGGAAACAGGGUUCAUUCCAACCUAGAGAUUCUCAGGUGAAGCUUCGGAUAAAGUCGUUCAGGGUGCCUGAGCUUUUCAUUGAGAUCCCAGAGACUGCCACCAUUGGUUCGUUGAAGAGGACUGUGGUGGAUGCUUUCACAGCAAUACUUGGAGGCGGAGUGCGUGUUGGUGUUCUUCUUCAUGGAAGGAAGGUUAGGGAGGACCAUAAGACAUUAUUGCAGACUGGUAUUUCGCAUAGUAACCACUCUGAUGCUCUGGGUUUUAGUCUCGAGCCUAAUCCCUUGCGUAGCAAUGGUUCUGUGUGCUCUGGAGAUUUAAAUACUGCAGUUUCCUACCAGACACCACAGCCUCUUAGCAGGUAUCCACACACUCCAAGUACAGUCCAUCAGGGUACUGGUAAUGCUUCUCCCGAGCCUCAAACGGUCAUUCUGGGGAAUUUGGUUGAAAGUGACCAUGACUCUGCUCCUUCCCCUACAGACAACAUAAUUGCCGGAAUCAGUAGCGAUCUAAAAGAUAUGUUGGCGGUACCAGCUAUGAAUGCAGCGGCAGGUUCUUUAGCUGUGGUUUCAGCCAACCGGAAAUCCAAGCGAGCUGAGAUGGCUCAGCGCCGAAUUCGUCGACCUUUCUCUGUUUCUGAAGUUGAAGCAUUGGUACAAGCUGUUGAACAACUUGGAACUGGGAGAUGGCGUGAUGUCAAAGUGAGAGCUUUUGAUCAUGCAAAGCACCGAACUUACGUGGAUUUGAAGGCAAGUUUUCUCAUGCUUUUUGAUCCAUCUUUCAUCUCUUUCCAUCACAUUGCUUGUUCGUUGGAUACAAACUUGGGAAAUCUGGAAUCUGUCCGGAUUAAAAGCAAACCCAGAAGAAGAGGGAUGAGAAAUGAGGAUAAGUGGAAAACACUGGUCCAUACGGCAAGAAUAUCUCCACAACAAAGGAGGGGAGAGGCAGUACCCCAAGAACUGCUGGACAGGGUCCUAACUGCUCAUGCAUAUUGGUCCCACCAACAACAGCUCAAUCAGCAGCAACUCUCAGACUCUUGUACUUUUCCUGCUCCUCUGCUAGCUAUGCCUUAAAGACAGUGGAUUAGCUGCUGAAGACCCCAAUUCAGGUUAGCUGGUUUAUAAGGGAAUAUGUAAAGGCAAGGGAUGUGACAGUUGUGGGGAGGGUAUUUGGUAUUCUAGUAUUUGAUAUUUUGCAGUCAUUUCUCAUGGUUGAUUCUUUCCCUUGUUGGAUUGGUUUGACGAAUGUAAAUUGAUGACAUUAAGAAUGGGUAAAU